GAAACCGUCUGCAUUGUUGAUGUGGAGCUGUGGCUAACCUAGGACUUAGUCACCGUCUGUAAGCUCGGGCAGCAUCUGUGAUGUGCAGCAUUGGAUUUUAAAAGGAUGCAACACUCCUUAGACAAAAUAUAGUUACGAUUUGUAUGCAUCGUCAGCCUGAACAACCAAAUGUUGAUCAAAGACGAACAAUCGAUCUGCGUGAGCCGAUACAGCCAGGUGUAGGGACGUUAGUGGGUGUGGUGUAAAUCUGAUGGACUGUAUAUAUAUAUAUGCUACACACCAACAGCUCUUCACCAGGAUGGACUUUAAGACCCUGAGGGAACUUGUGUUGUGGCUGUACUACCAGUACCUGCUGGUCACCGGCACCUACGUUCUGGAGCCCUGGGAGAAGUACCUGUUCAACUCCGUCCUCCUCUCCGCCGUAACCAUGGUGAUCUACACCUCCUACGUGUUUGUGCCCGUGCAUGUGCGGCUGGCGCUGGAGUUCCUCUCCGUCUGCGGGGGGCGGAGCCAGAGCACCAUCACACUCAUGACCUGA
Osmerus eperlanus (European smelt) is the source of this 538-nucleotide messenger RNA. RefSeq names its product serine palmitoyltransferase, small subunit B (gene sptssb). Gene Ontology annotation, biological process: ceramide biosynthetic process; endoplasmic reticulum organization. The transcript has 2 exons. Gene Ontology annotation, cellular component: serine palmitoyltransferase complex. The coding region runs from base 251 to 538 and encodes 95 amino acids. Gene Ontology annotation, molecular function: serine C-palmitoyltransferase activity. The record is from RefSeq and is a predicted model, not a curated record. NCBI's taxonomy places the organism in Eukaryota, Metazoa, Chordata, Actinopteri, Osmeriformes, Osmeridae.